AUUUACGUCAAGAAGAGAAAAGGGAAAGAAGAAGAAGAAAACAGAACAGGGGAGAAGGGAAGAACCAAGGUUGCGAGCGAGAGAGAGUAAAGAGAAGAACAACCCAGAAGAGCAACAAACACAAAAGAUUACAACCACUGAAAAAGGUUGUUGCUUUCUGCUAACACUGCGAAGAUGAACGGAGGCCCCUCUGGUUUUACAAAUGCUCCGGUCACAAGGGCUUUCAUCAUCGCCUCAGCGCUUUUCACAAUCUUCUUUGGGAUCCAGGGUCGUUUCAACUCUCUGGGGUUGUCUUAUCAGGAUAUUUUUGGAAAGCUUCGUCUCUGGAAAUUGAUUAUGUCUGUAUUUGCAUUCUCAUCGACACCAGAGAUGAUGUUUGGACUUUACCUGCUAUACUACUUCAGGGUUUUUGAGAGACAGAUAGGUUCCAACAAAUAUUCGGUAUUUAUCGUGUUCUCUGUAUUAACUUCUCUACUGUUUGAGGUGAUUUCUUUAGCACUCCUUAGAGAUCCUGCAGCGAAGCUAGUCACUCCUGGACCUUAUGGUCUCAUAUUUGCUUCAUAUGUACCUUUUUUCUUAGACAUUCCAGUUUCAACACGGAUUCGUGUAUUUGGUAUCCCCUUCUCUGAUAAGUCAUUCAUAUAUCUAGCUGGUUUGCAGCAGCUUGUGUUAUCAUCAUGGAGAAGGUCCCUCUUACCAGGAAUGUGUGGCAUCCUUGCGGGAUCCUUGUACCGUUUGAAUGUCUUUUAUAUCCGAAAAGCAAAGUUCCCAGAUUUCAUCUCAUCAUUCUUCUCACGAUUUUCAUUGCCAUCCAUGGGGAGUCCACGCGGCCCAUCAACAAGGAAUGUUGCGGGAAACGUACCAUCCUAUCCAACUCACCAAAUGGAGAGAAACUACCCUGCUCCAGUACAAUAUGCAGUAGAACCAUCAGAGGACUCAAUCACUACACUUGUUUCGAUGGGUUUCGACAGGAACUCUGCACGACAAGCACUGGUGCAGGCCAGAAAUGAUGUCAAUGUGGCCACAAACAUCCUUCUAGAGGCGCAGUCCCAUUAAUUCCGUAAAUGUUCCGUGUAACGAGAGCGACAUUGUUCCGAAUUGAUACGCACAAAUGAUGAAGUAUAAGGAAUACACUAAUCAUGAUGUGAGGAUGUUUAUGAACUUGAGGGAUUCAUGGUAUUUAUCAUCCUCAGGGUUCCUCCUUUACGGUAAUCAUUUUUUUUCCACCUUAACUUGAAUGUUUAGAUAUCCAUCACAGGAUUGUUAAUUGAUAGAUGAAUGAGAAUUUAGAAGCCUGUACAAAUAACUUGCACAAUAUGGAAAUCAUGCUUAAUUGCUUAUCCUUUGAUGAGAUGUUGAAUCGGAUAUCUGAAGUGGCAGGUUCUUCUUUGUAGUACAUUUUUAUGCUGUUGUCUAUGAAAGCAAUUUUUUUAU
Arachis duranensis is the source of this 1434-nucleotide messenger RNA. Its product is annotated as rhomboid-like protein 20. NCBI's taxonomy places the organism in Eukaryota, Viridiplantae, Streptophyta, Magnoliopsida, Fabales, Fabaceae. Gene Ontology annotation, cellular component: membrane. The transcript is spliced from 8 exons. Gene Ontology annotation, molecular function: protein binding; serine-type endopeptidase activity. Bases 175 to 1056 code for a protein of 293 amino acids. The record is from RefSeq and is a predicted model, not a curated record.